AUGUCGUUUAAAUUAAAAUCUUUUAAAUUACCAUCCAAAAAAGUAAUGACAUUUUUUGGAACAUGCAUUGGAAUUUCAGGUUUAAUUUAUCGUGAUAAUGUUUUAUCAAAAGAAGCAAAAAAAAACGUUCAAGAUAGAGUUUCUCACUUAGCUUUAGAACCAUUGGGUGUGCAUGAACUGCCUAGAAAAGUAUUUAUAUAUUUGGCACCACCAGUAGGUGAUGGAUUGUAUAAAACAAGAGAAUAUUUCAGGGAAUAUGUAAAGCCAAUUCUUGUUGCUGCUGCAUUAGAUUAUGAAGUAGUUGAAGGCGCACGACGCGGAGAAUUAAAAUCCAAAGUAUGUGAAGAAAUAAUACAAAAACGUCGUGAUCUUUCUUCAAAUACCGACAACAAGGAUCCAUCAUCAUUAAAUAGAGUUGGGGAUGGUGGGAUUAUUGUUGUUGGUCGUGUUGGUUGGGUGGAAUUUCUUGAAGGAUUAAAUCAAGGAUGUUUUUCUUCACUGGAACAACCCGCUGAUGAUUCCACCAAACAGGAGAAUCAAGAAAAUUUGCAAAUCAAUAAAUCGACUCAAGAAAUACAAUUUAAUGAAGAAGAAUUUUCAAUUCCAAAAGUUGAUCAAGUUGGAUAUAUUCAUUUUUAUAAUAGAAUAGGUUGGAAAAAUUUUCCUUUAAGAGUUUAUCAUUUUUUUAAUUCGUAUAAAAAUUUUGAAAUUGCCGGCGAAGAGGCUGUCGGAAUAGUAUUGGGGAAAACAAGAGAUUUUAAAAAUGAAGAUUUGGAUUUUGGAAAAGACGAAGAAAUGUUUUUUAAAGAUGAACUUUCUGAACCAAAACUGGAUAAAAGAAUUGCUAAUAAUCUAAAAAUUUAUACUCUCGGCACUUAA
Molecule: messenger RNA, 879 nt
Organism: Entrophospora sp. SA101
Lineage: Eukaryota; Fungi; Glomeromycota; Glomeromycetes; Entrophosporales; Entrophosporaceae
Source: the annotation of a GenBank genome assembly